UCACUUUCUUUGCCUUUCUUCCAUCGUCUCAAAACUAUCUCCUUCUCUACCACUUCCCUCACCUUUACCAACACUCACACACCAAAGACUACACUCACCAGCUCUUCUCCAAUGGCUGCCAUUACCGCAUUCUCCGCUCUCUCAAGCCCCAUCUCUCCUCCUACUUCGUCUCCUUUACUCAGCUCCCCUCCGUCUCUCUCCAGAUUCCCCAACGUGUCUCCGUUUCCCUCACUCUCCACCUCUCGCCGGAGAAAGAUUCCAGCCUGUUCUUCGAUUAACAACGGAGAUGACGUGGUUGAAGAAACAAGAAGUGAUGAUGAGGAGGAGAGUAGAGAGACUCUGCUGCUAUCAGUCUCUCCUCUGCCUCUCCUCCUCGUAGCUACUCUCCCUGGAGCUGGAACUGUAAGGUCUGUUAUUGGGCCCUUUGUGGAGAUUGUGAAGUCCUUGAAUCUACCUGAUUGGCUUGUUCAUUGGGGUCAUCCUGGUAACAUGGCAGUGGUUCUUUUUGCUAUGGGUGGAUAUGGAACAUACCUAGGCUUCCGGAUUCGUUAUUCAGAUGACAUUGAGGAGAAGGCAAAGGCAAAAGACCUGCACCCGAAGCUCCUAGCUGGAAUGUUUUUCUUCUUCUCCCUUGGAGCAACAGGUGGUAUCACAUCCCUACUUACCUCAGAGAAACCCAUCUUCGAAAGCCCACACGCUGUUACAGGAUUCAUAGGUCUUGCACUCUUGACCAUUCAAACAGUCUUACCAACUUUGUUCAAGGACAAGCCUGAGCUGAGAGGCGUGCACGGGAUCUUGGGUAGUGGGAUAAUGGCGCUUUUCUUAGUCCAUGCUGCUUUUGGACUUCAGCUCGGUCUCAGUUACUAGAUCUCUUCCUCUCAUAUGUUUUGUAUUCUUGAGCUGCAACCACAACCAUGUAGAGUCAAUAAAUUUGUAAAAUAAUGUGAACAUUAUUAUUUGUCUUGUUUAUAAUUUUUAUGCUAUAUAAACUUAUGCUUAUUUUUGUU
Molecule: messenger RNA, 1007 nt
Organism: Brassica rapa (field mustard)
Lineage: Eukaryota; Viridiplantae; Streptophyta; Magnoliopsida; Brassicales; Brassicaceae
Cellular component (GO): membrane
Source: RefSeq, a predicted model, not a curated record